Messenger RNA from Emiliania huxleyi CCMP1516, 855 nucleotides. RefSeq lists its product as hypothetical. The transcript is spliced from 3 exons. The record is from RefSeq and is a predicted model, not a curated record. Bases 1 to 855 code for a protein of 284 amino acids. Lineage: Eukaryota; Haptophyta; Isochrysidales; Noelaerhabdaceae.
AUGCGCGGCGCCGGCGCUACGCACAAGCGCUUCGCCCACGCGGCGGCGCGCGCCGAGGAGCUUCGCGCCGGCGGCUGUGACCAGGACGAUCUCUUUGAGAGGCUGGCGACCGAGGCUCUCGCGCGAAAGGAGGAGGAGCGGAGCAACCGGUGCAGGAGGUGCUGGCACGAUGCGGCAACCAAGUGCAUCUGCUCGCAGCUUGCACCGCUCCGCCUCGCGGUCAACGCUCGCGUUUGCAUUCUCAUGCACCACAAAGAGUUCCUGAGCGCCGGCGACGACGCAAAGCUGCUGACGGCGAUGCUGCCGCCCGAGCAGGCGCGGGUGUUUGUGUACGGCCGCCGCGCCGACUGGGACGCACUGGCGGCCGAGCUCGCCGCCGACCCACAGCACACGAUGCUCCUCUGGCCGGGCGAGGGCGCGCUCACCGUGGGCGAGUUUGUCGAGAGGCGCCUGCCGCAGUCUUCUCCGUGGCGGCGGGUCGCCGCGGGCGGCAGAGGGGAGGCGGAGGGGGAGGCGGAGGCGUCGCGGCCUCUGAUGCGAGUCGUCGUGCUGGACGGCGUCUACAACCACGCGCGCUCCAUGUACGCCUCCGCCUCGGCCGCGACCGUCGCCGCCGGGGCGACGGGCGACGCAGAGGCGCUGCGGGCGCUGCGCGUCUGCACGGUCGAGGCGGCGGCGCUGCUGCUGCAGGAGGUUGGCGAGCCGGAGGCGACGACGCACGCGUUCAUCGCCGCCGUCGUGGCGAACAAUGGCGCGCUGCAGGCGCACAAGCACGACGAGCGGCGCGAGGCCAACCUCCGGCGGAGAGAAGGGCGGCCGCACGAGCCGAGGAGUCACGGUAAGGCCGCGGGGUAG